Molecule: messenger RNA, 1176 nt
Organism: Emericellopsis cladophorae
Lineage: Eukaryota; Fungi; Ascomycota; Sordariomycetes; Hypocreales; Bionectriaceae
Product: 2-oxoisovalerate dehydrogenase subunit beta-like protein
Exons: 2
Coding region: 1-1176 (391 amino acids)
Biological process (GO): response to nutrient; branched-chain amino acid catabolic process
Molecular function (GO): catalytic activity
Source: RefSeq, a predicted model, not a curated record
AUGCGUCAGUCAAUACGGCUACCCUGCCGUGUGGCAGCCGUUCCGGCAGCGUCACGCAGCUACUCGUCCCAUCCGCCCAACGCCAAGUACAACCUCCCUAUCGACUACGCCAGCACGUCCAUGCUGGCACAGACCACGAGAGCUGCUCUCACGAGUGCCGAACUACCCGAAGACAUCCGCAACGGUCCCACCAAGAAGAUGAACCUCUUCCAGGCCGUUGGAGACGCAAUGCACACUGCACUGGCAGAAGAUGACUCGGUUCUGGUGUUCGGCGAGGACGUUGCCUUUGGUGGCGUCUUUAGAUGCACGAUGAAGCUGGCAGAGACCUUUGGUGGCGAGCGCGUCUUCAAUUCGACACUGAACGAGGGUGCAAUUGUUGGAUUUGGCGUGGGCUUGGCGGCAGCGGGCAUGAGACCCGUGGCGGAGAUCCAGUUUGCGGACUAUGUCUUCCCUGCCUUUGACCAGAUCGUCAACGAGGCGGCGAAAUACAGAUACCGUGAUGGAGACAGCGGCCGGCAUGUCGGCGGCCUCACGAUCCGCAUGCCGUGCGGCGGCGUCGGGCACGGAGGCCUGUACCACUCCCAGUCGCCCGAGUCCUUGUUCACUCACGUCCCAGGCCUUCGAGUCGUCGUCCCACGAUCCCCGUCUCAGGCCAAGGGUCUGUUACUAGCAUCCAUCCGGUGCAACGAUCCCGUCAUCUUUUUGGAGCCCAAGAUCCUGUAUCGCGCUGCCGUGGAGCAAGUCCCCGUGGGUGCGUACGAACUGCCCCUCUCCAAGGCCGAGGUCGUCAAGGAGGGCAAAGACGUCACGGUCAUCUCCUACGGACAACCCAUGUACAACUGCGAAGCCGCAAUCCGGCACGCCGAGAAGGAGCUGGGCAUCUCCGCGGAGCUGAUUGACCUGCGGACAGUGUACCCCUGGGACAAGGAGACAGUCUUUAACAGCGUGCGCAAGACAGGGCGCGUCAUUGUCGUGCACGAGAGCAUGGUGAACGCGGGCGUCGGCGCGGAAGUAGCAGCAGCCAUUCAGGAGGAUCCCGAGACAUUUGUGCGGUUGGAGGCACCCGUGUCGAGAGUCGCGAGCUGGAGCAUCAACCACGGCUUGCUGUACGAGAAGUACUCUAUCCCGGACAUUACUAGAAUCUUUGAUAGCAUAAAGACCAGCUUGGACUAUUGA